Messenger RNA from Botrytis sinoallii, 1359 nucleotides. RefSeq lists its product as uncharacterized. Gene Ontology annotation, biological process: actin filament organization; endocytosis; actin cortical patch localization. Gene Ontology annotation, cellular component: actin cortical patch. The record is from RefSeq and is a predicted model, not a curated record. Lineage: Eukaryota; Fungi; Ascomycota; Leotiomycetes; Helotiales; Sclerotiniaceae. Gene Ontology annotation, molecular function: phosphatidylinositol binding; ubiquitin binding. Bases 1 to 1359 code for a protein of 452 amino acids. The transcript has 5 exons.
AUGAAAGCCAUGAAGAAUAUGGGCAUGAAUCGCAUGUUGGGUUCACUGAAGCGAUCCAAAGAUUCCAACGAAGAAACUGGAGAUCCUCAGCACGAUACACCCGAAGCAAAUGCAGCCAGAAAUAUUCGCUUGUUCUGCGAAUCUGGGGGUCCAAAUGGCUCGGGUGAAGAAGUGGGUUAUCUGCCUGCGAUAGUUGAAGCCGCAGAAUCCUCCCCGGGAGCUGCGAAAGAAUGCGCCCACCAUAUUCGAAAGUUCCUCUCCAAAGACAACCACAGCAAAGCCUACGUACAAUACAAUGCGAUAAUGUUAAUUCGAAUUCUGACCGAUAACCCUGGAAUGACCUUUACGAGGAAUAUGGAUGCAAAAUUUGUACAAACGGUCAAGGAGCUUCUGAGAACUGGAAGAGACCCAAGUGUCAAGCAGAUAUUGAUGGAAACUUUGGUCACAUUCACGAGAGACAAGGCAGAUGAUGAAACAUUGGCUCCUCUAAUUGAGAUGUGGAAGAAAGAGCAAGAGAAAAUGGUGAAAGUAGCAGGCCCCGCAGGUCCGCGAACCCUCGUCGCUCCACCCUUUGAUCCCAAUGCGCAGAAUUACUUUGGACGAAAUCACCAUACUCAUCGCCUCCCUCCUCCACAUGAACUCUCAUCCCGUAUCGAAGAGGCACGCACUUCCGCAAAACUCCUCUCCCAAGUUGUACAAUCCACACCUCCUUCCGAACUCCUUGCUAAUGAACUUAUCCGAGAAUUUGCUGAUCGUUGUCAAUCUGCAAGCAGAAGUGUACAAGCGUACAUGGUUUCGGAAAAUCCAGCACCAGACAAUGAUACUAUGGAAACCUUAAUUGAGACCAAUGAACAAUUAAGUAAAGCUAUGAAUCAACAUCAAAGAGCAGUGCUACAUGCGCGAAAACUCAUGGGGCUUGGGAAUGGAGAUAGUACUCCUCCGACUGGAACAAACUCUGGAUUUACACCACCACCUGGUCCGCCACCCAACCAAGUUUCCAAACCUAUUCCAAGUAAUGGUAAGAGAUCAGUGCCACCGAUUCCUCCACCAGGAGAUAUCGCGCCUAUGGAUGACGAAGACGAUGAACGAAACCCUUUCAGUGACCCAGAGCCAAACUCAUCAAGGAGACCACCGUUCCCUUCUGAUGCGCCACCGAAAACGACUGGUCAGUUCAAUGAUACUCUUGGUGUCGAACCAUAUCACCCUGGAUUCAAAGAAACCAAGAGCUAUGUCGGAAGGCAAGAUAGUAGUAUAGGCAAUGUUACAAUGCAUGCUGCAGUCAACGAGGUAUCAGAUGAUGAGGACGACGAGCCAAGAUACUCGGUGGCUCAGGGCAAACAACCUGUUUAUCGAUACUAG